Aureococcus anophagefferens is the source of this 510-nucleotide messenger RNA. RefSeq lists its product as hypothetical. The transcript has a single exon. Gene Ontology annotation, cellular component: cytosol. Lineage: Eukaryota; Pelagophyceae; Pelagomonadales; Pelagomonadaceae. Gene Ontology annotation, molecular function: mRNA binding. The record is from RefSeq and is a predicted model, not a curated record. The annotation marks the transcript as partial.
UACGUCGGGAACCUGUCCUGGACCGUCACGGACGAGGUGCUCUUCGACUUCCUCGCGUCGCGCACGCGCGGCGUCGUGUCGUGCAAGGUGUCGCGGAACCACAGCGGCCAGAGCAAGGGCUUCGCGCUCGCGACCUUCGCCGACGACGCGUGCGCGCGGCGGGCCAUCGGCCUCUGCCACGACACUGAAAUGGGCGGUAGGACGCUCGUCGUCCGCGCGGACCUCGCGCCGGAGCGGCGGCCCCGCGUCGCCAAGCCCAAGCGGUCCCCCGAGACCGCGGCGUGCGACCGCGUCUUCUGCGGCAACGUGCCCUUCGCGACGACGCCCCUCGAGUUCGAGCGCAUCUUCGCGGGCGCCGGCGCGGCGGAGGCGACGCUCACCGUGGACUGCGACGGCCAGAGCCGGGGCUACGGCCUCGUCCGCUUCGGCUCCGCGGAGGACGCCGCGCGCGCCAUCGACGCGUUCGACGGCUUCGAGAUCGACGGCCGCCCGAUGCGCUGCAAGUUCGAC